Molecule: messenger RNA, 797 nt
Organism: Moneuplotes crassus
Lineage: Eukaryota; Ciliophora; Spirotrichea; Euplotida; Euplotidae
Source: the annotation of a GenBank genome assembly
AUUCGUUAAAAAGGAACCAUUAUGGACAGCAGGUACAACUUCUCAGGCAAGAAAGAGACCUCAAGAAGAAGUAUUAAGACUUGUGAAAGGAAAUGAGGUAAUGACGCAGCACAAUUGAAAACCAUGUUAUUGAAUGAACCUCUUCAAGCUAGAUCACAGGCCAAAAUUCAAGAAAUCGUAUCUUUAUCUUGCAAUACCUCCAUGGAUCAGUCAGACUUUGAACAAAUAAAACUUUUCAAGUCAAAAGUUAAUGCAGUCUCUCCUUCCCAGAUCAACAUAAAGUGCCCUAAAAAGUCUUCAUUACAGAGAGAUGGUUUUUAUUCGAAAUAAAAUGAAACAUAAUCGGAAUCGCCCAAGAAGGCCAAAGCUAGGAGCUAGUUUCUUAGAGAUGAGAGAGAAGCCUCAUAACUCAGAAAGUGUUAAGAAAAAUCAGAGGUCCAUAACUGUACGACUAAAGCCUGUAUCUAUUAACAUUGGGCUUUCAAAAUCAUCACAGAAAUCUAGAAAUAAUCAAUCCUUACUUCCAAAAACUCGCACUGAUUUCCAAAAACACAUGGCAAAACUUACGACUUCUUCUAAAGCCAUUCCUCCAAAUUGCCAUAAAAACUCUAAAAGACUCAAAAGCACACAGAAACCUCAAAGCGACCUCUUCUUCCUAACUAGCAACCUAUCAGAUGUCUCAAAUCUACCUAAAAAAUACAAAUACACAGUUUUUCCACCUGAAGAAGAGCUCUCCUUCCUAAAAAACCCACUCCAGCGCUCUCAGGACCUUGAAAUUUCUCAAAGAGCCUAACAAG